CGCAAAAGUUCAGUUUCUCAGUGUCGCUCAGUGUGAACGGGUUUCUCGGGUUCUCGUUAUCGCAAAUAAAAGCAAAUAAAAUUAAGAAAAAAUCAGAAAUAUUUCGUAUAGAAAAGUGAUAAGGACAUCUACAUAAUACUAGCUACAACAAUAUGAGGCGACAGACGCAUCUCAUGCUGCUGGCACUUACCAUCGGAUCUCUGUGGAUGUCAGCACACGGCGGCGAGACGAGCAGCGAUUAUGAGAACGACUACGACGAAGAUGACCCAGCGCGCGCACCUGGCAACUUGGCCAAGUCCACAGCUGCGCCAGUGGUGCCCUACUUCAACCAGAAGACGGCGGUUGUCCAUGUGGAUGCGAAUGCGAGCAAUGUGAAGAUCGACUGUCCGGUCAAGAACUAUGACGCCAAACACCAUGUUAUUCUCUGGUAUCGCGACGAGACGCUGGUCAUGAACGGCGUCCAGCCGGUGAUCGACAUCUAUAAGCUGGACAGCCAAUUCGUGCUCGAUGUGCCGUUGGCCAAUGCAACGGGUCACAUCUUCCACUGCGAGGUGCAGCCCUCGGGUGUGCGGCGCGCCAUCACCGUUAAGCUGGGACCAACGCCAGCCAGCCCACAGCCAAACUCGACGCCGGCUAGCGCCAGCGCGGCGCCAGCCCUCAGCUGGUCCACAGCCGUGAAGUGCCUCCUCCUCAGCGCACUUAUCCUUGCACAGUUUUAAGGAAACAGCGUCACUCCAAUGUGGAACACAUUUACCUAAUGAAUGCACCACCGGCACCAGGACUUACUGAACAGCGCACAAUCAAGGACGAGCUUGCAUCCAAAUAGUUAAACCCGAGCUGAUUUCGCAUUAGCAAAUGCCUUGGUUCCAUUCCCCCAUCAAGUGGACGUUCAAUGGAUUGCUUCUAUAAUUAGGUGUUGCUUUAUUACUGUAGUAUAGCCAUAAGAGAUAAUAUAUAGUCUGUAUAUAGGCCUAUAUACACGUGUUGAACUAAACUGCUUUAUUGUAUGUGAAUGUGUCUGAAAAUGCUUGACAAACAUAGGAAUUUACAGUUAACUUUGUUAGUAUUGAUCAAAUUUAGUUGCCUUGGUUAAGAGUUUGUUGUUUCAGCAUCAAAGAUCUAUGAACUCGUUUACUUGAAAUACUUUUAAGAAACUAGCUUAAAACAUAAGAUUC
This is a messenger RNA of Drosophila hydei, 1175 nucleotides long. RefSeq lists its product as uncharacterized. The transcript has 3 exons. NCBI's taxonomy places the organism in Eukaryota, Metazoa, Arthropoda, Insecta, Diptera, Drosophilidae. Bases 153 to 719 code for a protein of 188 amino acids. The record is from RefSeq and is a predicted model, not a curated record.